Trichosurus vulpecula (common brushtail) is the source of this 1515-nucleotide messenger RNA. It is a transcript of the gene TMEM154, whose product is annotated as transmembrane protein 154. The record is from RefSeq and is a predicted model, not a curated record. Lineage: Eukaryota; Metazoa; Chordata; Mammalia; Diprotodontia; Phalangeridae. The coding region runs from base 30 to 602 and encodes 190 amino acids. The transcript is spliced from 6 exons.
CCCGUGAGGUUGGAGCCCCAGACAGCAUCAUGCCUGAGAGGGGCCAAGGUAACUUGAGGACUCCCGGCUUCCUCCUCAUCUUCUCCCUGCUGCUGGGGAAGCUCUUGGGUUUUGCUGCACCUCCAGAAUAUUCUGGAGAAGGGUCACUUGUCUUAGAAGAAACAACCCCUCCAGACCCGGUGGAAGUGUACAUAGAACCGUCGUUUACCACAGAACAGGGAGAAAUUGAUGCGAGCACACCAGAGGACCCCCAAAUUUCAGCUACGUCUCCCUCAGUUGCAUCAGAGGGGGAGGGUGUGGUGAGCCCAGAGUUUCUGGUAAUGGUGGGGGUCCCACUGCUGUUACUGCUCCUGCUGCCUUUGCUGGUGGUGUUCCUUGUAAGACACAAAAAAAGAAGAAAAUCCAAGCCAGAUGAACUGGGAGGUGAAAACGUCAAAAGCCCUAUUUUUGAAGAAGAUACGCCCUCCGUCAUGGAAAUAGAAAUGGAAGAGCUGGAUAAAUGGAUGAACAGCAUAAACAGAAAUGCGGAAUGUGAAUGUCUACCCACAGUCAAAGAAGAAGAGAAGGAGUCAAACUACAACCCAAGCGAUGCUGAAUCCUGAAGGUGAACAGUGCCCAUGUAUUUCCACGAGGAACAGCUCACAAGGGAGUCUACAAAGCCUGCCAACAGAGGAUGAAGUGGAUAAGAAUUUAAUUAAUUUCAGAUAACUAUAGACACAAGAACCUUUCCUUUUCCUUGCUGCGCCCACUCUUCAUACUGCUGAUGACAUCACCUGGACCUGGAGGGAUGUACUAAGGCAGACAUGCUGGAAACAAGCUCUGGCUUCAGUCCACAAAUCCCUGAAGUUCCCUAGUACUGGAUCCACAGCCUGUGGUUGUCCUUUCCUCUUCCUCAACCUUCCAUUGACUGUGGCAAUGACUCUACCUCACUGUACUCACCUGUGGGAAAUCUUUGCUACCUUUCUGAGUUCUUCACUUUACAUAUUCUUUCUUUCCACAUCCAUGAGUUCCUUUGGGUAACCUCAUUGCCUCACUUGUUUUGCAUGUGUCUGUAGACCAUGCAUCUGAUGGUAGAUAAGGCAUCAACUGUAUCAUGGCAGUGGCUCCACCCCAAUUCACAGUUUUAAUUUAAGACAUAAUCUCAAUGAGGACUGAUAAAUCUGUCCCUAUUUCACAGGUAACCCAUAACCCUACUGAAGUGCUGGGUGACUUGUAGCCCAUCAUCACCAGAUCUAGACAAGUUCCUUUAAACACCAGAUCUUAAACAGUCCUUGAAGAUUCAGGAAGGGGCUUGCAACAGUCAUACUUCCUUUCAUGCUGAGCUUUCUCUUGAAGCAGAAAUCACCUUCAACUUUGGUCAAUUCCUUCCCCUAACUCAGGCAGGUUCUUAAGGCACUGCUCACUCUUGGUGUUUAUGUUGGUGGGGAAGAGGAAUAGAAGAGAAUGAAUGAACUUGUCCCUCAUAACAAGCAAAGAGGAUAAGAUGCUGAGGGCUAAUUUUAUUUCUCAGAAAAA